CUGUGCGCUGCCGCUGAUCAAAUAGCCUAACCUCUAAUCUCAUUUAUUUCAAUUUUAUUCUUAAAACAUUUGACUGUGGUUGACAUAACUAAUAACUACGUUCAAUUUUAAUCUUCAAUGUGUUUCAAGUAAUUCAUUGAUAAGUGGGACUGAUAAGACAGAACAUACUUUUCUCUAGCAAAGUAUAAUUCACAUUUGCCUUUUUUUAUGAAUUUAAUUGUUUCCACAGUAUUUUAAUGUUUCUAUAUUAGACUUUUGAUAUUUAUAACACAAUAACACUUUUUGUCAGUAUUGCUAAAUUUGGUUGAACAAUCAAAUGCUAAUUGCUGACUGCUGUUUUAGAAGUUUGGCGAGGCGGUUAUUGGUGUCUUCGAAUUUAUUUGAGACAGUGGCUGCUCGUAAACUAUCAUCCAAUAUGUCCAAGGAGAAAUUUCAGCUGCCCGAUCGUUACAAAACUGUGGGAAACAGUGUAUGGAAUGAGUUUACUCAGUUGGCUAUCGAACAUAAACCAUUAAAUUUGGGACAAGGAUUUCCAGACUUUCCAGCCCCUGAUUACGUUACUAAAGCACUUGCAGAUGUCGCCGCUGGAGAGGAAGCACUUCUCCAUCAAUAUACUAGAGGAUUUGUAAGUAAUUGCAAUAUUUUCUCAAAAAAUACAGAAUGCACAUUAUUAUUUAGCUACUCAAAAGAAAUAGUUCGUUUGAAUUUACUUAAUUAGUUUAAUAACCAAAGG
Nilaparvata lugens (brown planthopper) is the source of this 733-nucleotide messenger RNA. RefSeq names its product kynurenine--oxoglutarate transaminase 3-like. The record is from RefSeq and is a predicted model, not a curated record. NCBI's taxonomy places the organism in Eukaryota, Metazoa, Arthropoda, Insecta, Hemiptera, Delphacidae. Bases 317 to 718 code for a protein of 133 amino acids. Gene Ontology annotation, cellular component: mitochondrion; cytoplasm. The transcript has 3 exons. Gene Ontology annotation, molecular function: L-kynurenine:2-oxoglutarate transaminase activity.